AUGGCUUUAAAUAUUAAUGAAUUUAAAAAUUCAAUGUUAAAAAAGUCAGAAUAUGAAGGAAUCAAAAAUUUUAUCAUUGAUAAAGGUAGAAAUAUCCCAUAUGAAAACCUUUUCUCAAGAGUGUGUUCAAUAAAUUAUAAUCAAUAUGCUCAAGAUCCAAUUCAGUUUUAUUACCAAUAUUAUGAAAUUUAUGGCAAAUAUCCAACUUUUAAACUUGAACCUAAUGAAGAUCAUGAUCCUUUAAAUUAUUUGAAUUCAACAAAUGUGAUGUAUAAAGUUCAAAUUGGUAAUUCUAAAUCAAGUUCAAAUUUUGAUACAUUUAAAUUAUGUCCCUUAUGUGAAAUGAAUCAAUCAAAUGACAAAAAAACAAAUAAGUCAAAACUUCAGCCUAAACUUCCUGGGUUUUAUAAAACAAAUAAUUGUGAAUAUGAGAAACAUAUGUCAUUUGAACAUGGAGUUUUGAAAAAUGGUUCAAUUAUACCUCAACCAUUUGUUGGAUAUAGUAAAUCAAAUAGAUAUUUAUAUGAAUCUGAUAAACAUUAUAAGUUAAGUAUAAUAUGUCCAUAUCAACAUUUAAAUCUUAAUAAUGGUGAAAUUGUACAAAGUUGUAAUGCAAUUUUCCAAUUUUCAAAUUUUAAAAAUAUAACAACACCAUAUAAAGAAUAUUUUCAACAUUUUUCCAUAAAUCAUUUAAAUGCAAAAUCUAAUGAACAAAUAAUUAAAAAUGUUAUAGCAAGACAUAUUUCAAAACCAAAAAAUAUAUUUUAUCCAAUAUGUCAAAAAUCCCAUGAUGAAGUAAUUCAAUAUCAACAAAAAAGAUGUCCAAAUUCAUGGAAGCCAACAAUGACGAUAUGUAAUGAUGAAAUUAUUAAAUGUUUAGAAUCUUUAUUAGUUAAACCAGGAGUUUAUUCAUCACCAAAUGUUAAAGAACGAUUUAAUUUAUCAUAUAAUGAUUCAUCAAGGAUUAUUUUAUUUAAUGAAAAGAAUUGUAUAAAAUCAAUUGGUCCAGGUAAAAAGAAAUCAAAGAAAGAUAAAGCAAAAAAUAAAGCUUUAGUGGAAAAAUGGUCUUAUGAUGAUGAAAAUAACAUAUAUGAUUCAAAUUUUUUCAAAAAUCUUACUGAUGAUCAAAUUGCUCAUGUGUUAUUAGAAUUUCUUCAACAAUAUAGGGAUUAA
Messenger RNA from Hansenula ciferrii, 1173 nucleotides. Its product is annotated as DUF4451 domain-containing protein. The record is from RefSeq and is a predicted model, not a curated record. NCBI's taxonomy places the organism in Eukaryota, Fungi, Ascomycota, Saccharomycetes, Phaffomycetales, Wickerhamomycetaceae. The transcript has a single exon. The coding region runs from base 1 to 1173 and encodes 390 amino acids.